Messenger RNA from Salmo salar (Atlantic salmon), 1665 nucleotides. The record is from RefSeq and is a predicted model, not a curated record. NCBI's taxonomy places the organism in Eukaryota, Metazoa, Chordata, Actinopteri, Salmoniformes, Salmonidae.
GCCAGCAAAGGACACAUUUUAAUGUCCCAGUCAAGAUACGAACACAGCAAGGAAUGCAAAAAUGCAUCUUCUCAGCUUUUUUCUUUUGGCAAUGAUGGUCGCAAAGAGCAGUCAACUACAAUUAAAUGACUGUGGGUUGAAUUUAAGACGCCCAGCAUACACUGAUAUCUCAGUAACUUGCGGCACCAAAUCUAUUGGCCUUGCUAUCCUCAUCUGCCCUGCCAUUUACACUGGCUACAACGAGUCCCUGCUUAUCCUCAACAACAUCAUGAAUGACCCAGCCUGCAAGGGAACCCUGGAUGAAAGUGUGACUCCACCGGUCGUGAGGUUUGAAUUCCCCAUCAACACGACCAAUUCUUGUGGCAGCCUCUUCAGGACAACCAGUGCUCCAGGCACAGGGAUAUUUUCUGACUUCUCCAACAUCCAGACAGUCAACAUCAGCGGUGUGGUCCGAUCAUAUGAUCCCACCACAGGGACAGUCACUUACAACACUGAGUUGAAGUAUUUUUACUCCUGUGCCUAUCCCCUAGAGUACCUGAUCAACAACACCCAGAUUGAUACGUCGGCAUCCUCCAUUGCAGUGAAGGACAACAAUGGUAGUUUCAUCAGCACUUUGAGCAUGAAUCUCUUCAGUGAUGUCAAUUUCACCUUACCCUUGGUCAUUCCAGAACAGGGUCUUGACCUGAGGACUGAAGUCUUUGCCCAAGUCAAGGCCACCAACCUGACCUCCCAGUACAAUGUGCUCCUGGACCGAUGCUACGCCUCCAUUUCUCCUCUACCCACUAACUCCACUUUCUUCAACCUGUUUGUCCCUUGCAACACUGACCUACUAACCAUCAUCCAUGAGAAUGGAAAGAGUCAACGCGCCCGCUUCUCCUUCCCGGCCUUCCGCUUCAUGAAGCAGCAGAAUGAGAUGAAGUCCACCUACUUCCUCCACUGCAUCACCCGUCUCUGUGAGAAGAGCAGCUGCAGUACCUUCAUGCAAUGUAACAGAAGGAGGAGAAGGAGUGUUGUUCCUGCUACCGAAGAUGGAGUGACAGAGUACAAAACCCUCACCUCCCCUCCUAUCACUAUCAGAGCAGAGAGCAUUGUGGCAUUAAAAGAACAGCAGACUGCCAGCAAGAACUCAGACACUUCUACAGGUCUUGGGGUGACAGUGUGUAUCCUGGCCUUCGCCUGCAUCAUUGUUAUUAUUAUGGCAGCCAUCUUCUACAGGAGACUGAACCACUAAAGGGUAGACUGCUCGACGGCACUGUCCCUUUAAAUAUUGUGUCCACCUGCUGGUCUCACUACUGUGCCAGAGGACUGAUCUCAGCUAAUCAUAACUUUUUCACAUUUGUUUACAUUUGGCAAUAGCAAGAACUUGUUGUUGCUAAAGAAUAAAAAAUGCAUCUUUUAGAAAGUUUAUGUGAAGAGAGUCAUACGCAGGUAGUGUAACCCUAGUGCUUUAAUCCCUUGAUAAGAGCUUGAGAAUGGAGGAGCAUGUACAAUUGUCAUUUUUUAACAGAAAACCAUUCUACUAAAUUGAUCUUACUGAAAUGAAUUGUAUCUGUGUUUGUCACAAAAAAUAACACAUUUGAAAAUAAACCUUUAGGUAUUAUGUUUUAAAUGUAUCUUAUUGCUUUAUGCUAAUAAAACAUUACCACCUCCACAUCUUUAUCAACA